AUGGUCAGUGGUGGUCAGUGGUCGUUGUGGCCUCUAUCGAUUUCCACACAAAAACUUUACUGUUUAGUAAUAGAAAAGAACUUGAGAAAGGCAGCCAAAAGAAUGUACGAUCUGACGGGUAAGCAUGUCUGCUAUGUGGCUGACUGCGGUGGCAUUGCACUGGAGACCAGCAAGGUUCUCAUGACCAAGAAUAUAGCGAAACUGGCCAUCCUUCAGAGCGUGGAAAACCCCCCGGCCAUCGCUCAGUUACAAUCGAUUAAGCACAGCACACAGAUCUUCUUCUGGACCUUCGAUGUGACCAUGGCCCGCGAGGAGAUGAAGAAGUACUUCGAUGAGGUCAUGGUCCAGAUGGACUACAUCGAUGUGCUGAUCAAUGGGGCCACCCUGUGCGAUGAGCGGAACAUUGAUGCCACCAUCAAUACGAAUCUGACCGGCAUGAUGAACACCGUGGCCACUGUGCUGCCCUAUAUGGACCGAAAGAUGGGCGGUUCGGGUGGACUGAUUGUGAAUGUCACCUCCGUCAUAGGACUGGAUCCAUCGCCAGUCUUUUGUGCGUACAGUGCCUCAAAGUUUGGUGUGAUUGGGUUCACCCGAAGUCUAGCGGUGAGUGGGCGAGAUCUUAGCUUGAAAAUGCUCUCUAAUGUCUUUCAUUCUUUCGCAGGAUCCCCUGUAUUACACCCAAAAUGGUGUGGCUGUCAUGGCCGUCUGCUGUGGUCCCACCAAAGUGUUUGUCGAUCGGGAACUGACUGCCUUCCUGGAAUACGGCCAGUCCUUUGCCGAUCGCCUGCGUCGUGCCCCCUGCCAAUCGACGGCCGUCUGCGGCCAGAAUAUAGUAAAUGCCAUCGAGAGAUCGGAGAACGGACAGAUCUGGAUUGCCGACAAGGGCGGCCUGGAGUCGGUGGCCCUUCACUGGUAUUGGCAUAUGGCCGAUCAGUUUGUGAACUAUAUGCAGAGCACUGACGAUGAGGAUCAGGAGUUUUUUUUGGGGCAGCGAUGAGGCAUGCCUUGAUCCACG
Drosophila persimilis is the source of this 1015-nucleotide messenger RNA. Its product is annotated as alcohol dehydrogenase-related 31 kDa protein. Gene Ontology annotation, cellular component: cytoplasm. Gene Ontology annotation, molecular function: oxidoreductase activity, acting on the CH-OH group of donors, NAD or NADP as acceptor. The coding region runs from base 1 to 960 and encodes 319 amino acids. The record is from RefSeq and is a predicted model, not a curated record. NCBI's taxonomy places the organism in Eukaryota, Metazoa, Arthropoda, Insecta, Diptera, Drosophilidae. The transcript is spliced from 2 exons.